UGUUGGCCGUUACCGGGAGAAGAUGGUGGAAACUGCAGCAGCAACGUGCGCUAAACUCCGUCUAAAACAUUUUGGGAAUUAUUUACCGUCACAGCCUGGUAUAAGAUAUCGGUUACCGGGAGACAAUCACAGAUAAUACACGCUAAAUAGAAGAGAAAAUUCAGCGUGGGAGUGACCGGGAAUGACACACACACACACGUAUGCAGAGAUAUUAGUGGUUCGACAACGUGGGUGAUGAAGUCACGACUAAGUUGUAAAACUAACCUGAACUAGUUAGUGAGUUUAUUUGACGAUUCGCUAGUAUUGGACUACUUUGAGGUGGAAGUCAGGACAAAAGGUUAUAUUUUCUCGGUUUAUAAGCGCGCCGUAACGCUGUACAUGUGAGUGUGUGAGAGAGAAAGAGAGUGUGAGAGAGCAGCUAAAGCAGAAUUAGCUUGUGUUGGAUCAACUGACAACAUGCCGCGGAGCAAGAAAGGGAAACGUGGGGCCACUUCAAGUAAGGGCUCACUUCGACAGGAAGUACUUUUGUUGCAGCUUUCGGCCAAGGCGGCACUGCCACGUCCAGGGAAGAACGGAGGAAAAGGAGGCUCUGGUGCCAGUGAUGAUGAUUUAGCAUCUGAUGUGCUUAGUCACUACAGCAGUGCCAGUGAGAGCGCCUCAGUGCUGGAUGAAGGAACAGGUGAGGUGGUGGAUGAACAAACUGCCCAGGAGGAAACAGAAGACAAACUGAAGCAGUGUAUCGACAACCUGAUGGACAAAAGUGUGAAGACACGGCUAGCUGCACUGGAGAGCUUGCGGUUAGCCUUCUCUUCAAGAGUGCUCGACGACUUCCUGCUGGAGAGACGCCUAACCAUUAGUGACUGCCUGGAACGCAGCCUGAAGAAAGGUGGGGGAGAGGAGCAGGCCGCAGCAGCCACACUGUGUACACUCCUCUGUAUUCAGCUGGGAGGAGGAUUUGAAGGCGAGGAGGGCUUUAAGAUGUUUCGCCCUCUCCUCAGCACAAUCCUGACUGACAACUGUGCCAGCCUACCAGCUCGUCAGAGUUGUGCCCGGGCAUUGGGCAUGUGCUGCUAUGUAUCCGCAUCAGACAACGCCGAAGAUUUGUUGAAGUGUAUGGGGCAUUUGGAGAGUGUGUUUGUGGAAGCAUAUCCUCUGGGUGAUGGUAGUUUACCCUCUAUCAAACCUGGAACUCCAGCUCUCCACAGCGCUGCUUUACAGGCCUGGGCUCUGCUCGGCACUCUGUGUCCUGCUUCCCACAUCAACAACUUGGUCAGCCAUCACUUGCCUCGGCUGCAGGCUUGUUUGGAGAGCAGUGAGGUGAACUUUAGGAUUGCUGUAGGAGAAACCAUCGCUCUGCUGUAUGAACUGGCACGUGAAGUUGACGAGGAGUUUGAGUAUGAGGAUUGUGACAUGCUGUGCGAGAGCCUGAAGCGUUUGGCAACAGACGGAAAUAAACAUCGGGCCAAAAAUGACAGACGCAAGCAGCGCUCCAUCUUCCGUGAAGUUCUGCAUUACAUCGAGAGUGAAGAUUUUUCUGAGGAGAAGGUCCGUUUUGGGGUCGAGGUGCUCUACCUUGACGGUUGGAUGCGUCGCCGGAUUUAUGAUGCCUUUAAAGAGGUUCUGGUGUCUGGAGUGAGCCACCACCUGCAGGUUAACCCACUACUGAGAGAUAUCUUUGGACUUGGAGCUCCACUCAUUCUCGACUCUUCCGUCAAGGCUACCCGAAUCUCCCGCACAGAAAGGCACCUUUUCAAUUCAGCUGCGUUUAAAGCGCGGACAAAACUACGGAACAAAGUGAGGGACAAACGAGCAGACGUGAUGUGAUGGUGCUGAUGAAGAUGACCUGAUCCAGAGAGGGGAACACUACACACCUCUUAGGAGCUCACUUGAAAUAUUAAAACAGCAGCUGCCAAACCAGGGACUUGACAAUGCAAAGUGUGUGCAUGUGUGUGUGUCAGGAAGAGUGAAUGUGUGUGUAAAUGUGGUGCCUCAGUUUUAUUUAACAUUAUUGAAUAUAAAUAAUAGGAAGCCUAAAACUAACGGCGCAACCUUUAGGAGUUUCCCUUAGCGUUUCAAACACUGAGAGUCGUAUUUCUACAUGUUAAGGUGCAGUGAUGGUUAAGGGCAGGUCUUGAUAGAUCCUCUGUGAUAAGCUAAGGGAAAUGUUGCGUAAUGCUCCUGUAAGCAUCUUAAUAAUGUACGUUUAUAAAGACCUGUUACAAGGCUGUAUUGCGCAUUUCUGGUCAAAUGUAUUGCAUCUCCUAAUUUAUUAAGAUAUUUGGGAAAACACAAGACUUUUUAACUUUUGAAACAAAUGAGUUGUGUAUAAAUUGUGGGAAAUGGCCCAAAAAAUUAAAUCCUUUUCAGCUUUUGUAUGUGUAUUUUACAAACUCACUGCACAUCUCUGAUACUGAAAAAAUGUAUGAAAAUUGAAAUGUGCUGUUAAUUGUAUAAAGGUCUUCUCACACUGCCAACAAAUCAUCUUUUUCUCCUGAUUCUGAUUAUUGGUUUAUUGGGAGUUGAAGGCAGCUAGUAAAUUUGUCACAAUCCAUUCUGAACAAUUAAUUUAGUUUAUGUGGAAGAAUGCUGUGUUGAAAGUAUUUAGAGACACUGAGGAAAUUCCUCUUUUAUUAUAGUUAGUACAUGGACAGGAGAGAGCCAUUUUCCUGCUACAGCUGCUAACAUUACCUUGCAUUGUUCACAUUUUUACAGUUGGGAAAUAGGCCAGAAAUGUAUUUUCUUAAUGAUGAAAUUAUGAUUACACAUUUUUGCAAUUAAGUCUUUUAUAAUUGUCAAUACAUUGGACUAAAUUAAAUGCCAGAAUUUUGCAUAAUUCAAUUAAAUUGUUAUAUAUAAAAUGUAAAGGUUCUGCUCCCAAUGGGUGGGCCUACUUUAAUAAAUCAAUAAAAAAAAAAUGACUGAA
Molecule: messenger RNA, 2923 nt
Organism: Clarias gariepinus (North African catfish)
Lineage: Eukaryota; Metazoa; Chordata; Actinopteri; Siluriformes; Clariidae
Gene: ifrd2
Product: interferon-related developmental regulator 2
Exons: 13
Coding region: 457-1824 (455 amino acids)
Source: RefSeq, a predicted model, not a curated record